UGUCUCCGGGUCCUGUGGCUGCCUGCCCCACUCCCUGCUGAGACGCCCGCCAGAGUUCACCUCCUCUGCAGCCCAGCAAGCUCGACCCAGACCAGCCCAGCACCCCGGGAUGGAAGCUGCGGACGCCUCCAGGAGCAACGGGUCCACCCCAGAAGGCAGGGAUUCCCGUAGCCCGUCAGGCCCCAACGGCGCUAGCCUGGAGAACGGGACCAAGGCUGAAAGCAAGGACGCCAAGACCACCAACGGGCACGGUGGGGAGGCGGCCGAGAGCAAGAACCUGGGCGGCAGCGCCCUGAAAGCGGGGGAAGGCAAGAGUGCCCUGUUCUCGGGCUCCGAGUGGCGCCGGCCCAUCAUCCAGUUUGUGGAGUCGGUGGACGACAAGGGCUCCAACUACUUCAGUAUGGACUCGGCCGAAGGCAGGCGAUCCCCCUACGCUGGCCUGCAGCUGGGCGCUGCCAAGAAGCCGCCCGUCACCUUUGCUGAGAAGGGAGAACUGCGCAAGUCCAUCUUCUCGGAGCCCCGCAAGCCCACAGUGUCCAUCGUGGAGCCAGCUGAGAGCCGGAGGAACAGCUACCCGAGGACCGACGCGGGUCUCCACUUGCGCUCCAAGGCAGGCUCCGAGGAGGUGCUGUGUGACUCCUGCAUCGGCAACAAGCAGAAGGCCGUCAAGUCCUGUCUGGUGUGCCAGGCCUCCUUCUGUGAUCUGCACCUCAAGCCCCAUUUGGAGGGUGCCGCCUUCCGUGACCAUCCGCUGCUCGAGCCCAUCCGGGACUUCGAGGCCCGCAAGUGUCCCCUGCAUGGCAAGACCAUGGAGCUCUUCUGCCAAACCGACCAGACUUGCAUCUGUUACCUUUGCAUGUUCCAGGAACACAAGAACCACAGUACGGUGACCGUGGAGGAGGCCAAGGCCGAGAAGGAGACAGAGCUCUCGCUGCAGAAGGAGCAGCUGCAGAUGAAGAUCAUUGAAAUUGAGGAUGAAGCUGAGAAGUGGCAGAAGGAGAAGGACCGCAUCAAGAGCUUCACCACCAAUGAGAAGGCCAUCCUGGAACAGAGCUUCCGGGAUCUGGUGCGGGAGCUGGAGAAGCAGAAGGAGGAAGUGAGGGCUGCCCUGGAGCAGCGGGAGCAGGACGCCGUGGACCAGGUGAAAGUGAUUGUGGAUGCGCUGGAUGAGAGGGCUAAGGUGCUACACGAAGACAAGCAGACCCGGGAGCAGCUGCACAACAUCAGCGACUCGGUGCUCUUUUUGCAGGAAUUUGGUGACUUGAUGAGCAAUUAUACCCUGCCCCCACCGCUACCCACCUACCAUGUCCUGCUGGAGGGGGAGGGCCUGGGCCAGUCACUCAGCAAUUGCAAGGAUGACCUACUCAAUGUGUGCAUGCGUCAUGUGGAGAAGAUGUGCAAAGCCGACCUGAGCCGUAACUUCAUUGAGAGGAACCAUAUGGAGAAUGGUGGGGAUCACCGCUACAUGAACAAUUACACAAACAGCUACACGAGUGAGUGGAGUACUCCAGACACCAUGAAGAGGUACUCCAUGUACCUCACACCCAAGGGUGGGGCUCGCACUUCUUUCCAGCCAUCAUCGCCCAGCCGCCUCUCCAAGGAGACCAACCAGAAGAAUUUCAGCAAUCUCUACGGCACCAAAGGUAACUAUACCUCCCGGGUCUGGGAAUACUCAUCCACUGUGCAGAGCUCUGAUGACCUGCCCGCUGUCCAAGGCAGCUCCUCCUUCUCCCUGAAAGGCUAUCCCUCAGUCAUCCGCAGCCAGGUCCCUAAGGCCCAGCCGCAGACUUGGAAAUCUGGCAAGCAGACUCUGCUGUCUCACUACCACCGGCCCUUCUACGUCAACAAAGGCAACGGGAUGGGCUCCAAUGAGGCGCCCUGAGUUCUGGGCAGAAGGCGUGAAGCACUGCCUGCCGCUGCUGCCCUUCCUGCUGGCCCCACCGCCAUGCUCCUGCUUCUCCACUGCUGUGCUGCUGUGCUCAUCUGGGAGGGAGGGAGCCAGCCCACUCCUCCCCAAACCCCACCCUCUCCGGGCGUCCUGGGCUCCCCUUCCACACUGGCCGUGCCCAUCCAGGCCCCUUUCCUGCUUGCUGGCAUCGAUGACUGCCCUUGUUCCUGUGCCCACAGCCAUCCCAUCUCAGAGGGAGGGACCGGGGGCUGCUGGGCACACAUGGUCUCGGUCUUCCUGUGCUGCCCUAGGCCUGUGGGUUACCUGUCUCCAGGGCUCUUCCCCAGUGUGGUCAGUAGCUGCCCAGCUCCCAGCCCCCAUGGACCCACAUGCUUCUUCCUGGUGUCCUGGUGCCAUCAGGAAAAUACUGGCUGGAUGUGUUCUCGUGGGUCUUGCCUGCCAAGGCCGAGCCAGGCACGACCUUGUAGGACUAGGCUACCCCAGUGGGGAAUCUGUCCCCAUGAAUCCGUGUUUCCCAGAGUUAGGGCUCUCCUGGUUGCCGGAUAAUAUGACCACAGCAUAAACAAGUACCUCCACAAGGUGUGGCACAGCCCUGGACAGCUGCUACCCAGCUGCCUGACCCCCUCGCCCUGUCCCCAUUAGAAUUCCAUCGAGUUCAGAAUUCCAUCGAGUUCAUGAGCCACCCUUCUUCCUGGCCAUGGAGCUUGUAUGGGCUGAGCUGUUAAUAGCUGGAGCUGCUGGUAAUGGUUCCUUCCACUCUGUGCCCCUGUCAAGGAGCUGUUUCCUCCUGCCGACGACCCUCUGUGUCCUGGGACCAAGGCCUGGAGAGCAGGCCUUGAACAUGGCAACAACUUGGUGGGGGGCUCGUUGCCCCUCCAACAACCCAGGGGCGAUGACGGAGGCUGUGGAGGGCCGGUGUGC
Ochotona curzoniae (black-lipped pika) is the source of this 2830-nucleotide messenger RNA. RefSeq names its product tripartite motif containing 29 (gene TRIM29). Gene Ontology annotation, molecular function: zinc ion binding. Lineage: Eukaryota; Metazoa; Chordata; Mammalia; Lagomorpha; Ochotonidae. The record is from RefSeq and is a predicted model, not a curated record. The coding region runs from base 110 to 1882 and encodes 590 amino acids. The transcript is spliced from 9 exons.